GGGGGUGACGCAGCGCCACGAAUGUCCCCGCAGCGUGAGUGCAUCUCCAUCCACGUGGGCCAAGCGGGCGUGCAGAUCGGCAAUGCGUGCUGGGAGCUGUACUGCCUGGAGCACGGCAUCCAGCCCGACGGGCAGAUGCCCAGCGACAAGACCAUCGGCGGGGGGGACGACUCCUUCAACACCUUCUUCAGUGAGACGGGGGCCGGCAAGCACGUGCCCCGGGCUGUCUUCGUGGACCUGGAGCCCACGGUGAUCGACGAGGUGCGCACGGGGACGUACCGGCAGCUCUUCCACCCCGAGCAGCUGAUCACGGGCAAGGAGGAUGCGGCCAACAACUAUGCGCGGGGGCACUACACCAUCGGCAAGGAGAUCAUCGACCUGGUGCUCGACCGCAUCCGCAAGCUGGUAGGGCUGGGGCGGGUGUGCGGGGGGCUCCAGUGGGUGGUGAGAUGAGGACGGAGGCUCUGG
Molecule: messenger RNA, 468 nt
Organism: Oxyura jamaicensis (ruddy duck)
Lineage: Eukaryota; Metazoa; Chordata; Aves; Anseriformes; Anatidae
Product: tubulin alpha chain-like
Exons: 2
Coding region: 22-453 (143 amino acids)
Biological process (GO): mitotic cell cycle; microtubule cytoskeleton organization
Cellular component (GO): cytoplasm; microtubule
Molecular function (GO): GTP binding; structural constituent of cytoskeleton
Source: RefSeq, a predicted model, not a curated record